Molecule: messenger RNA, 1143 nt
Organism: Pipistrellus nathusii (Nathusius's pipistrelle)
Lineage: Eukaryota; Metazoa; Chordata; Mammalia; Chiroptera; Vespertilionidae
Source: the annotation of a GenBank genome assembly
AUGAAGAAGCCCACUGGAAUAUCAAGGCCGGGAGUUGCUCUGGGGUCUGCUGGAAGUGCCAUGUCUCCCACGUUCUUCCUCAUGGCUUUGGCCAUAUUUUUCUCCUUCGCCCAGGUUGUAAUAGAAGCCAAUUCUUGGUGGUCGCUAGGUAUGAAUAACCCUGUUCAGAUGUCAGAAGUAUAUAUCAUAGGAGCGCAGCCUCUCUGCAGCCAGCUGGCAGGACUCUCUCAAGGACAGAAGAAGCUCUGCCACUUGUACCAGGACCACAUGCAGUACAUUGGCGAAGGUGCGAAGACGGGCAUCAAGGAAUGCCAGUACCAGUUCCGGCACCGGCGGUGGAACUGCAGCACUGUGGACAACACCUCCGUGUUUGGCAGGGUUAUGCAGAUAGGCAGCCGCGAGACGGCCUUCACGUACGCGGUGAGCGCCGCGGGGGUGGUGAACGCCAUGAGCCGCGCGUGCCGCGAGGGCGAGCUGUCCACCUGCGGCUGCAGCCGCGCCGCGCGCCCCAAGGACCUGCCCCGGGACUGGCUGUGGGGCGGCUGCGGCGACAACAUCGACUACGGCUACCGCUUCGCCAAGGAGUUCGUGGACGCGCGCGAGCGGGAGCGCAUCCACGCCAAAGGCUCCUACGAGAGCGCGCGCAUCCUCAUGAACCUGCACAACAACGAAGCUGGCCGCAGGACAGUGUACAACCUGGCCGACGUGGCUUGCAAGUGCCACGGGGUGUCCGGCUCCUGCAGCCUCAAGACGUGCUGGCUGCAGCUGGCCGACUUCCGCAAGGUGGGCGACGCCCUGAAGGAGAAGUACGACAGCGCAGCGGCCAUGCGGCUCAAUGGGCGGGGCAAGCUGGUGCAGGUGAACAGCCGCUUCAACUCGCCCACCACGCAGGACCUGGUGUACAUCGACCCCAGCCCCGACUACUGCGUGCGCAACGAGAGCACGGGCUCGCUGGGCACGCAGGGCCGCCUGUGCAACAAGACCUCCGAGGGCAUGGACGGCUGCGAGCUCAUGUGCUGCGGCCGCGGCUACGACCAGUUCAAGACCGUGCAGACCGAGCGCUGCCACUGCAAGUUCCACUGGUGCUGCUACGUCAAGUGCAAGAAGUGCACGGAGAUCGUGGACCAGUUCGUGUGCAAAUAG